Messenger RNA from Synchytrium microbalum, 1041 nucleotides. RefSeq lists its product as uncharacterized. Gene Ontology annotation, molecular function: methyltransferase activity. Lineage: Eukaryota; Fungi; Chytridiomycota; Chytridiomycetes; Synchytriales; Synchytriaceae. The transcript is spliced from 4 exons. Bases 1 to 1041 code for a protein of 346 amino acids. The record is from RefSeq and is a predicted model, not a curated record. Gene Ontology annotation, biological process: RNA methylation.
AUGACCGUCGACCGUGGCAGUUGGAGCCCCGAAUUCUUGAAUUUCCUCAGUCAGAACUCGAUAUCUCUUGAUGAAUACGUUCCUCUCCCUAGGUAUCUUCGAAAACGAAAGCCAAUUGAAAACGAGGAAUUGCACCAGGAUUUCGACACUCCUGUCGAAUCUGUAGAAUGGUUAGAUGAUUUCGUUCGCAUUGCAUCGGGCGUUAAAGUUGUUCAUUCUCCAUUUUACAAACAAGGAUUCAUAAUUGGCAUGGAUGCAGGAUCUGGAAUAGCAGCACGGGCUCUACAAGUCGGGCCUGACGAUCAUGUCCUAGAUAUUUGCUGUGCACCUGGUGGCAAGUUGUUAUACUGUGCUGACUUAAUGGGCCCCGGAACAGGCUCUGUUACGGGCGUCGAUAUCUCAAAGGAUCGAAUACUAGUCGCCAAAAACCUACUUCGCAAAAACUUUGACCGAUUUCGCUUCUUUGUUGCUGAUGGUACGACAUUCGAAGUCCCGGCACCUUCGACGCCUCUAAGUUAUCAACCACAAAUGGUGCCCGACGGUGUAUGUAGAGUGAAGCCACUGUAUGCAACUCGAUUACUUGUAAACGAUCCUCAGCUGCCGCAAAAGGGAUAUGAUCGGGUCUUAGUUGAUGCAGAAUGUAGUCAUGAUGGAUCCGUGAGUCAUCUCACGAAUGUACAUGGGAAAGUUGGUUGGGAUCAAAAGUUUCUAGAUCCAGCAAGGUUACAAGGUUUGGAAAAACUUCAGACUGGUUUGUUGGAGAAUGGCUUUAGACUGUUACGAGUUGGAGGGAUCUUGGUGUACUCAACUUGCAGUUUCGCAUACGCCCAGAAUGAGGGAAUAGUAGCGAAAUUCCUGCGGAGGCACCCGAAGGCAUGCCUGAUAGACAUACCAUUCGCAAAGGGGCUGCCUCGUGCCCCUUUAGCUAAACCACCAAACGAAACCUCCGAAGAAAGUGUUGACUUGUCACCGUGUAUACGGCUCUCACCGCGUGCAUCUGGGUGCGGAGCUAUGUUUAUUGCAUGUAUAUUGAAAUCAUAA